GAAAAGUUAGAAGUGUUCGUACGUGAAAAUGUUUAGCGACAACGCGGUUCUCCUUACGGUAUAUUCGACGUUCAUGAAUCCACUAGCGACCUCUGCGGCGAAACGAGUUCGUAUAUCUUCUCUCGCUCAUUAUUACGUAUAAUAAAAGUCGUCGUCACGCGUCCACUUUCGUGUUCGUAUAAAAUAAAAUAACAUUUUUAUUUUAUUUUCUUUUUGCUUUUCGUUUUGUCUGUCUGUCUGUCUGUCUGUCUGUCAGUCAGUCUUAUUGUUAGUUGUGUUCCGUAAACUGUGUGUGUGUUCGUUUUAAAAAGAAGUAAAAUGGCAGAUACCGCAGUAGCAUCCGAAACUCCAGCUCCGGCUACACCGGCGAAGAAACCGAAAGCGGCAGCGGCCGCAGCGGCCGCCGCCGCCGCCGCAGCGGCUGGAUCGAAGAAACCUAAGGCUAAACCUACGCAUCCUAAAACCGCUGAAAUGGUCAACAACGCCAUUAAAGAGUUGAAGGAGCGCAGCGGUUCAUCGUUACAGGCCAUCAAGAAAUACAUCGCCGCUCAAUACAAAGUCGAUACAGAGAAAUUGGCACCGUUCAUAAGAAAUAAGAGCGCCGUCGAAUCCGGUGCCCUAAUACAGACAAAGGGAAAGGCUUCUGGUUCUUUCAAAUUGGAAUCUAAAUCAUCGGCAGCAAAGAAACCUCAUCGCGGUAGGGCUGCAGCAUCUUCGGCAUCGGCUAAAUCUAAGAAAGCCGCCGCCACGGCAUCGGCAGUGGCCGCGAAGGGAGGUAAGAGGCGGUACCGCAGCUUCGUCCGCUCUGCGUCUUCACCAUCUAAAGCUAAAGCAUCGGCGGCGGCGGCUAGGGAGGAUAAGAAGGCCGCAGCCGCAGCCGCGGCUGCCAAAAAGAAGCCAGCUGCUGCUAAGAAAGUUCGCAUCCCGUCUAAGGCCAAAGGAGCAGCAUCCAAGGCCAAGAAGAGCGCCAAACCUCCCACUAAGAAACCAACCCCGAAACCGAAGAAAGCAGCCGCCGGUACCCCGAAAUCGAAACCCGCAGCUAAGAAAGCAGCAGCAGCGAAAAAGUAAUAAUUUUUUUUUUAUAUUACUUUAUCUAUCGCGUAAAUCAGCGACGGCGGCGGCAGCAUCGGCACCGUGAGUUUGAGCGUCAUCUUCGAUUCCGUUCAAUGAUGAUGAUGAUGAUGAUGAUGAUGAUGUUGAUACGCGGGAC
This is a messenger RNA of Danaus plexippus (monarch butterfly), 1213 nucleotides long. Its product is annotated as histone H1-beta, late embryonic-like. Gene Ontology annotation, molecular function: structural constituent of chromatin; DNA binding. NCBI's taxonomy places the organism in Eukaryota, Metazoa, Arthropoda, Insecta, Lepidoptera, Nymphalidae. Gene Ontology annotation, biological process: nucleosome assembly. Gene Ontology annotation, cellular component: nucleosome. The record is from RefSeq and is a predicted model, not a curated record.